GUUUAGCCCUACUCAGAACACAAAUAGAAUUUCUUCUAUUCCAGUGUAAUAAAUAAGAGUGCUUAAAAAGCAGAUCCUGAAACUAUCACUCUGAAACUAUCACUCUUCAGUCUUUUGAUCCAGAAACAAAAAAAUGGAGACUCAACCCUGUAACGUUCUUCCUCAUGUGAUUCUACUUUCCUUUCCUGCACAAGGUCAUAUCAGUCCAUUGCUCAGGCUUGGCAAAAUAUUUGCUUCCAAGGGCAUGAUGGUUACUCUUACAGCACCCAAUAAAGACGGGAUCGCUGAAAAGAUCCGAAUCUCCGACAAAACAAUCUCCUCCGAGGAACCAACUUCCUACGGUGACGGGAAGAUCAGGUUCGAGUUCUUCGCCGACGAAGCUCAGGGUAUCACGGUUCCCGAACAGUACAUGGAAAAUCUGGAGAGAAUCGGGAAGAGGAAACUGACGGAGAUGAUCCGGGAAAGCGCCGAACAGGGCCGCCCUGUUUGUUGCCUGAUCUACAGCUGCUUCAUUCCUUGGGUUGCUGAUUUAGGCGAGUCCCUCGGAAUCCCUUCUGCUCCGUUGUGGGUUCAGUCCGCUGCCAGUUUCUCUGCUUAUUACCAUUAUCACCACAAGCUUGUUCCUUUUCCCACUGAAUCUGAACCCGAAUUGGAUGUCCAGUUGCCCUGUAUGCCUGUUUUGAAGCCUUAUGAAAUCCCCAGCUUCUUGCAUCCUCAAUCUCAGUUUCCAGCCCUGACUGAUUCGAUAUUGAGCAUAUUUAAGAACUUGAACAAGAAUUGCUGUGUACUAAUGGAGUCAUUCCAGGAGCUGGAAUCUGAGGUGAUCAAUUACAUGUCCAAACUCUGCCCCAUCAAGCCAAUUGGUCCCCUGUUUCUCUACUCCACGAAUAUUGCUUCAACAUCAUCAGCUAAUGUCAGUGUCAACGGUUACAUAACCGACGACUGCAAAGAAUGGCUGGACUCGAAACCGGCCAACUCGGUUGUCUACGUAUCAUUUGGCAGUGGUGAUGGUGUGAAGCCGGAACAGGGGGACGAGCUCGCGUACGGGCUUCUGAAUUCCGGCGUGUCAUUCUUGUGGGUGAUUAGGCCGCCAAAGUCAGAUCUUCUUCCAAAAGGGUUCUUAGAGAAAGCCGGGGAGAAGGGUAAAAUAGUGCAAUGGAGCAACCAGAAACAAGUCUUGGAUCAUCCUUCAGUUGCUUGUUUCUUGACUCACUGCGGAUGGAAUUCGACGAUGGAGACGCUUUCCUCCGGGGUGCCGGUUUUGUGUUUUCCGAUAAUGGGUGAACAGGUGACUGAUGCAAAGUAUUUGGUUGAUGAGUUCAGAGUUGGGCUUAGACUGUCUAGAGGUGAUUUUGAUAAAACAAUUAUUACCAGAGAUGAAAUCGAGAAAUGCUUGAGGGAAGCCACGGCUGGUCCGAAAGCCGCCGAGCUGAAGCAGAAUGCGAUGAAGUACAAGAAGGCGGCGGAGGACGCGGUGGCAGAAGGUGGCUCAUCCCAUUUGACUUUGCUUGAAUUUCUCGAUGAGUUGAAAGUUGAGGUUCCCGGUGAGGUAAAAAGCACCGCGAAAGAAAAUACAGUAUGAUUUGGUGUGAAAGUGCAGUUGUAAUUAAAAUAAAUAUUCUAGAAAAGAAUCACCCGACUCGAAUCCGAAGUAGAUUCAUGCGCUAGCUUAAAUAUUAUCUUAUCAUUUUGCGUAUCAAAAUUCUAUGUUUCGAAUUAGAAUUCAAUAACAAUAACAAGUGGUCUGGUGGCCUUUAUGGUGGAGUCGGUAGCCUCUGCGGAAAACUUUUUUCUUCCCAUUUUCUUUUUGGUACAAAGAAGCCAACAUCUCAGAUUAAUACACUGCUUGGGUGAACAACGCCGAUUACGUUGAUAAUGGUGAAAGAUUUGUAGCAUGAAGUUCUGUUCCCGGGCUGAGUUGCAUUGUGCUGCGGAAAAAUAAAGACAAUGGCAAGCUAUAUGCAGUUACCAUCGGCUGAAAACUCAAAAGUUUACUGAAUUGUCUGACCAGUUCAGCUUUAGUUUUGUUACACAUUCAUUACAGUAUUAAAUGACCAGUUCAUGUAAACUAUAUUCAUUUCACAAAUUCACUGAUGGGUCUAAUUCAGUUCAUGGGGACCUUCCAUAGACGUUGUUGAUCUCUAAGAAAACUUAUAAUUUAAGCUUACUGCCUUCGUUUGAUUGCCUUUCUGCAAUCAAUAUGCAUGUACCUUCGCAAGAUGAUAAACACUUUCAGUAGUUCUUUAAUCUUUACUACUUAUAAUCUCCCCGGCCCUCUAUCAGUUGUCUAUUUCAGAUUUUCAGCUACUCUGCCAGUCAAAC
This is a messenger RNA of Oldenlandia corymbosa var. corymbosa, 2322 nucleotides long. The record is from the annotation of a GenBank genome assembly. Lineage: Eukaryota; Viridiplantae; Streptophyta; Magnoliopsida; Gentianales; Rubiaceae.